AUGUUAUUUCUAGCAUUAUCAGUUGUCGUUCCAAUCAUUCUACUUAUUACCAUUUGUUCAUCAAAAACGCCAACAAAAAUUACGAAUACUUCGGCAAAACUAGAAAAUUCUGAAAAAUCAACGAAGAAACGAGUGAGAAAAGAUAAGAAGCCGGGAGAUUUAAUAGAAAUCACAGCAACUUCGAAAACUGAAAAAAUCGAUCCAUUGAAAUCAGCAGCUCCAGAAAAUCAUAAAGCGAAAUUUGAUAAGAAAAAAGAAGAAUUCACAUUGGACAAAACUGCUGAAAUGAAACUUGCCAAACCGGAUCCCAAGAAAUCCAGCUACGCCGGAAUACAUGAAAAAUCCCAACCGAAACCUCCUCCUCCAAAACUCCCAUCAGUCAUCACGAUUCCAACAAUCAGAACUGAAGUAAAAGCUACAGUAGCCUGUCCAGAAUCUGUGAAAAACAAGAAACCAGGAAGAGAAAUCAAUGAUAAAAGUGACGAUACAAUAGAUGAUAUUCCAUCGGUUCGGAUGAAAGAAGGCGCCAGUUAUGAAGGAGAUGGACCGCCUAUCAAGUCGCCGGACCAAGGAAAAAUGGAUGAAAAAGCAGUGAAAAAGAAUUCAAAGGAGAAAACGGGAGAGGAGAAGAUAUUAUAG
Molecule: messenger RNA, 639 nt
Organism: Caenorhabditis briggsae
Lineage: Eukaryota; Metazoa; Nematoda; Chromadorea; Rhabditida; Rhabditidae
Exons: 4
Coding region: 1-639 (212 amino acids)
Source: RefSeq, a predicted model, not a curated record